Messenger RNA from Paramecium tetraurelia, 375 nucleotides. RefSeq lists its product as uncharacterized. NCBI's taxonomy places the organism in Eukaryota, Ciliophora, Oligohymenophorea, Peniculida, Parameciidae. The record is from RefSeq and is a predicted model, not a curated record. The transcript is spliced from 2 exons.
AUGAAAAUAUUGUUGCUCUUUGUAUGUUUUGUGUUUGCUCAAGCUGAGUGCUACUAUUAUCAACUGGGGGCUUAGCAUUACUGUCAAGAAUGCUGCUACUGGUAUGACGGAGAAUGGUUCUGCGAAACCUAUUAAUAUUGCUACACUUUUAUUGCCAUCACAAUAUCGAUCUGGAUUGCCAUCUGUCUAAUAUAUACUAGCAUCUAUUUUUAUGUUCGAAAUAAGACGAUGCGGAGAAUAGCUAUGAUCCACAAUAGAUCAGCUCAAGCCCAGAGAGAAAAUAGUGCUAUUAACAGUUCAAAAAGAAAUGAAAUACCUAAUGCGACUAUCGAAGUGGGAGUGAUGGAUGUUCAAAUAUCGAAUGAUUAAUUAUGA